AUGUCGGAAGACGGACUGGACGACGAGCUGAUCGCGCUCGUGGGCGAAGAUGCGCUUACGCAGCACGAUGCGCCGCGGUCGCACGACAAGCGCUCGGCACUUCUCUCUGAUCUGUCCGACGACGAGGAUGCCGAGGGAGAAGACGACGUGCAGGCGAAUCCGUAUCCUCUCGAAGGCAUAUACAAGGACGAGGACGAUCGCGAGUGGCUGCUCAGUAUGAAUGAAGUCGAGCGCGAAGACGUGCUCUCUCAGCGUCGCGACGAAAUGUCGCGCAAGCAGCAGCAGAUUCAGCUGGCGGCCAUGGUCCGCUCCCAACAGGCAGCGGCGGGCAAGACGCGCCGCUCGUCUGCUGACAAGGCCCAACGCCGGCGCUCAGAUGUGCGCCGCGAACUCGAGGACUUGGCUGAUCCGUUCGCGGAGUCGGACGAAGAGGACAUGUUCCGCGAGUCCGAGGAAGAGGAGGUGCGUCCACGGUCUACCAAAGCCGACAAACUGAGCGAGCUGCGGCGCAAGCGCGCCGAACGUGCAGGAAAGGCGGCGCGCGAUAGCGACGAGGACGCUCGACCUGUGCGCCGACGUCGUCGCGACCUGAGUGAGGAGAGCGAGUCGGACUAUGAGCCGACAUACGUGCCACGCAAGGUGCGUGAGCCUACGCCCAUCCUGGCGGCUCAUAGCGCUGAGCCGCCGUCGCUCGCGCUGCUCAACAAGGUGCGCCUGGGGCGUGACGAGCUAGAGCGCCUCUUGUUCCUGCCGAAUGGUCCUGAUCUCGUCCGCGGAUGCUUUGUGCGGUGCUCGUGGGGCACGCGCGAGCAUCGCGACGGGCGCAAAGAGCACAUAUACCGCGUGCACCAAAUUCUGCGAGUAUCUGAGCGCGAAAAGUACUAUGACGUGAGUCAUGAUCAUUCGGGACGCUGGAUGAAUAGCUAUGUGACAUUCAAGUGGGGCGGCAAGGAGCACCAUGUCGAUGUGCGUCCCCUCAGCACGCAAAGCAUCAGUGACUCGGAGCGGCAGCGCUGGAUCGCUGCGGCCGGUCCAGAUGCCAAGUUCCCUUCUGCAGACGCAUUCGAAACCAAGCACGCGCAGCUGGCAUCGGCGCUGUCCGCGCCACUCACAGAGGACGACAUCAAAAAGAUCCUCGAAAGGAAGCGCACACUGCGAGCGGCCGCCGAGUCGCGCGGCCUCGACAUUGUCGGGGGCGAGCAGAAGGAUCAGCACCGCAUGAACGAGCAGGCCAUGGCCCAGAUCAAUGAGCGCAAUCGCCGUCAGGAUCGCGAGCGCAUUCAGGAGGCCGAACGACGUGCCGCCCUUUUGAAGCGCAAAGCCACGGCUCCGCCAGCCACGGCAGCCACCACGGAAGCGACGGCACCGCUCGCCACGCGCGUGUCAGAUGCCUUGGCAUCGGCGCCGUCCGGCACGGGCGUCGUACCAACGAUGGACGUCGACUUGGGCGACUUUUAG
Malassezia restricta is the source of this 1458-nucleotide messenger RNA. RefSeq names its product RNA polymerase-associated protein RTF1. Lineage: Eukaryota; Fungi; Basidiomycota; Malasseziomycetes; Malasseziales; Malasseziaceae. The record is from RefSeq and is a predicted model, not a curated record. The transcript has a single exon. Gene Ontology annotation, molecular function: DNA binding. The coding region runs from base 1 to 1458 and encodes 485 amino acids.